UUCACACAAUGUGCUGCUAUUCACUUAACUAAACAAUCACUUCCAACAUUUUAUAAAAUUUAUAAAUGCAACUUAAAACAAAAGCGUUUUUGUUAAGUUGCUUAAGUUCAACAUUGACUAUGGCUCCCGCUACAGACUCAACUGCAGCAAAGUCACCGGACUGCCAGCACGCUACUAAACCGUUUAUUACUAGUCGGGUGAUUCAUUUUAUUUGCGAUUUUCUCAAACUCCUAAGUCUGUUCACUGGAUGCCUUGGCAGCUGCUGCAUUUGGCUAAGUAAGCAGCAAUGGUGUAGCAAAAGAUUGGCAUCUUACAAUAUCACCGCCAUUGUUGGUUUCAUUUUAGUUUUCAGCGCAGCUGUUGCGCAAUUUAUCCAAGUUAACCGAUUACAAUUUCACGACAUAGCAUUAUUCAUAAAACGUACGAGGCGAGAACAAAGUGAAAAAGAAUUCAAGCAGAAGGGAGCCACAAAAUUUCAGAGCAAAAUAAAGUCCUUUCAUACGAGGAGUAGAUCAUAGUCUGUAUUCCAGGCAUGAAUAUAUAUGGGGCAUUCUUUGUCAACCAAACUUCGCGCUCUGGUCAGAACCGUUUUUAAACAAACAAAGUUUUCUAGGAUGAAAUGGUUGCUAAUGUGUAAAAUAUUUACCAUGACCCAACAAACCCCAAAAAAAAAAAUAUAUAUAUUUCACUAAUAUUGGAAAAAUUCAUAGUUCUUAAGCUGAUAUCCAACUUAGCUCUAACCUUGAACUAAAAAUUGCGAUGAGCUUGAGAAAAAGAAUUUCUUCACACAUGACAGCACUGCUUUUAAAAUAUGUUCAAAACCGCACAAGUGGCAGCAUUGGCAAAGCAUGUGCAUUCGAAAGAAUAAAUCGACGCGUAAAAAUGUACAUAAAAAGUAUCAGAGAAAUGAAAUUUUAACUAUGUAAUAUUAAGUGGAAAACCAACUAUAUUAUAACCUAUACAAAGAGAAAAAGUAAAUAAAAAUUAGUAACAAAGAGUCAAAGU
Messenger RNA from Rhagoletis zephyria (snowberry fruit fly), 1005 nucleotides. RefSeq lists its product as uncharacterized. The record is from RefSeq and is a predicted model, not a curated record. Lineage: Eukaryota; Metazoa; Arthropoda; Insecta; Diptera; Tephritidae.